AUGGCCAAGUUCGUCCCGCGGCAGCGCAAGCACAAGGUGCUGGCCCGCGAAAAGGCCAAGGAGAACGCCGUCGCCCCGCUCGACGCCGACACCAACGCCGAGCAGAUCGACCCCGAGGAGAGGCGGCUCAUGCGCGAGAAGAAGGAGCGCAUGAAAAAGGAGCUGCAGGGCGACGUCAAGGUCAGCGGCAAAAAGGCCAAGCGUCUCGACAAGUACAUCGAGAACAAGCUGCGCAAGGACGAGAACCGCGAGAUCCUCGCCAAGCUGUCGCAGAGCAAGAUUGACACGAACCUGUUCACCAGCUCCAAGACCAUCGGCCAGGGCAAGGAGACGAAGAGGCAGGCCAUCAGCCGUGCCAUGAGGGAGAGGAAGGCCGGUGUCGAAGUGGACGAGGACGGCGACGAGCUUUUGUUCGAGAGGCCGCGGCAGCAGGACUCUUCGUCUGAUGAGGACAGUGAGGAUGACGAGCCGGCACCAGCGCCGGCACCGAUACCGGCUCAAAAGCCCGCUUCACCGCCCACCGAGGCUCCCACAGCAAUCAGUGCGCCCCAACCUUCUGCGGCAGCUGCCGGCUCUGGUCUGAAGAGGCCCCUCGAUCUGGACGAGGCAGGCAGGCCGGUGCUGCGCAAGCGUCAACGGCGCGGAGGUGUCCAGUCCAAGUUCACCAUUGCCGAGCCAGCAAAGGGCGACCUAGAGGAGGAAUGGAGCGGUUUCAGCUCCGAAGACGAAGGCGUGGGAGGUGCCAAGCUUGGCUCUGCCGACACCGAAGAGGAUGCUUCCGAGUCUGGAUCCGGGGACGACUCUGAUGAAGAUGAUGACGAAGAAGAAGACGGCGAGAGCGCCUCCGAUGAGGACGACAGCGACAUGGACAGCGAUGACAGCAGCUCCGAGGCGAAACCCUCGGCUUUCAAGGCAUGGGCGCCGGCACAGAGGAACGAGGCUCUGGGCUUCAAGCCGGCGAGCGAGUCGACGCAAAUACUCGACGUUCCCCGGCCAGACAAUUUCACCCCACGCGCUGCCGAGCACGAGCCGCUGCCAGAGGAGCUUCAGCCCUCGGUCAACCUCGCCCGCAAGGCCUUUGGCGUGACCGUGACAAGAACGCCCGAGAUUCAGGAAGCUCGUCUCAAACUUCCCGUCGUGGGCGAGGGAGCAGAGGAUUAUGGAGGCCAUUCACAACCACGACAUCAUCGUCGUGUGCGGUUCCACCGGUUCGGGAAAGACGACGCAAGCUACGGCUCGCCCGACUCCCCGACGUCGGGCAUGAUUGGUGUGACGCAGCCGCGUCGAGUAGCCGCCGUUAGCAUGUCAAAACGUGUGGCCGAGGAGAUGGGCGAUCACGCUGAGCGCGUCGCCUACCAGAUUCGCUUCGAGGGUACGACGAGCGCCAAGACGGCCAUCAAGUUCAUGACGGACGGUGUGUUGCUCCGAGAGAUUGCGCAGGAUUUCUCGUUGAAGAAGUACUCGGCCGUCAUCAUCGAUGAGGCGCACGAAAGGAGCGUCAACACGGACAUCCUCAUUGGCAUGCUCAGCCGCAUCAACAACGUCCGCCAGGAGGACCAGAAUGGUUCAUCGCCACUGAAGCCUCUCAAGAUCAUCAUCAUGUCGGCUACCCUCAGGGUCGAGGACAUGACGCAAAACUCCCAGCUAUUCGCAACGCCGCCGCCGGUCGUCGAGGUCGAGGGUAGACAGCACCCUGUCACAAUCCACUUCGCCCGCAGGACACGACCCGACUACGUUGAUGAACUGUACAACAAGAUCAGCCGGGGUCACAAGAAGCUGCCUCCUGGAGGUUUCCUCGUGUUCUUGACGGGCCAGAAUGAGAUCGUGCAGCUCAGCAAGAGGUUGGAGGCAGCUUUUGGCGGUCUGACCUCGGCGAGCGGCCCCAAGGUGCAGAUCUCCGCGAGCGAAGCGCCGAUGGAGGUUGAGGAUAUUGAAUUUGGUGACGUUGACGACUUUGACGCUGGAGAGCUUGACGAUGAGAUUUCAGAAGGCGAGGGCGACGAGGACGAAGACGAAGAGUUCAAGAUUGAGGAGGAGGGUGAGACGGGCCCCUUGAAGAUGCAGGUGCUGCCACUCUACUCUCUCCUGCCAACGCGCGAACAGAUGCGUGUCUUUAAGGAGCCGCCAGAGGGCACGCGACAGGUCAUUCUCGCAACCAACGUUGCGGAGACGAGUCUUACGAUCCCCGGAACGAGAUACGUCUUCGAUUGUGGCCGGUCCAAGGAACGCCAGUACGACGAGGUCAGCGGUGUCCAGACGUACGCCAUCGGAUGGGUCAGCAAAGCCAGCGCCAACCAGCGAUCUGGUCGUGCUGGUCGUACGGGCCCCGGUCACUGCUACCGCCUGUACUCGUCGGCAGUGUAUGAGAGGGAUUUGCCUCAGUUCUCCGAGCCUGAGCUCUUGCGCAUGCCCAUUGAUGGCGUCGUGCUGCAGCUCAAGUCCAUGAACCUCUCCAACGUAGUCAACUUUCCCUUCCCGACGCCCCCUGACCGAGCAAGCCUCCGCAAGGCAGAGAGGCUCCUCCACUACCUGUCAGCCAUCUCUGCCGAGGGCCAGGUGACGCGCAUCGGCUCGACCAUGUCCAUCUUCCCGCUAUCGCCGCGCUUCGCCCGCAUCCUCCUCGUCGGCCACCAGCACGACUGUCUCCAGUACACCAUCGCGCUCGUGGCAGCGCUGUCGGCGGCCGAGGUCUUCAUCCCCGAGAACCAGGCGAUCCCCUCACUCGAGGCAACAGAAGACCACGUGCUGCGCACCAACGCCGUCGUCGCGGCCGAGGACCGCCAGGCCACGAUCCGGCGCGCGUUCAACGGCGUGCAGCGAAACUUUUGCUCGCUCGACGACAAGUCGGACGCCAUCAAGCUGCUGCAGGUGGUCGGCGAGUACGCGCACGAGCCGACCGAGGCGUGGUGCGAGAGCCACUUUGUGCGGUACAAGGUGCUCAAGGAGAUCCAGCAGCUGCGCCAGCAGAUUGUCGAGCUGCUGCGCACCAACGUGCCGUCGUUCCAGAACCUGCGGUUCCAGGACCGCCUCGACCGCCCCACGGACAGGCAGGUCGCCUACCUCAAGCAGAUGGUGGCCGCCGGCUUCAUCGACCAGGUGGCCAUCCGCGCCGACAAGUCGCCCACGCCGCCGGAGAACGCGCGCAAGCCCCGCCGCGCCAUCGACGUGCCGUACCUGCCGCUCGUGCCGCUUGGCGUCGGCGCCGACGUUGACAAGUUUGUCUACCUCCACCCGUCCUCGCCCCUGGCGCACAUGAGCCCCCAGGAGCUGCCCGAGUACGUCGUCUACGCGUACCUGCAGCGCGCGACGCAGGGGGUCGACCCGACCAAGACGCCCAAGACGCGGAUGCAUGCCCUUACGGAUGUGACGGGCGGCCAGCUCGCCGGGCUGGCCAAGGGCACGCCGCUGCUGACGUACGGCAAGCCGGUCAAGGAGGUCAGGGCCACGGCCAUGGAGAGGGAGGUCUGGGUCGUGCCGUACCUCAGGGCCGAGGGCGUCGGGGGCAGCGGCUGGCCUCUGCCGAUGAAGAAGGUGAUUGAGAAGCGGGAGGUUGGCAAAGGCUGGGUGGUGCAGUAG
Verticillium dahliae VdLs.17 is the source of this 3576-nucleotide messenger RNA. RefSeq names its product ATP-dependent RNA helicase DHX8. Gene Ontology annotation, biological process: maturation of SSU-rRNA from tricistronic rRNA transcript (SSU-rRNA, 5.8S rRNA, LSU-rRNA). NCBI's taxonomy places the organism in Eukaryota, Fungi, Ascomycota, Sordariomycetes, Glomerellales, Plectosphaerellaceae. The coding region runs from base 1 to 3576 and encodes 1191 amino acids. The transcript is spliced from 2 exons. Gene Ontology annotation, molecular function: RNA binding. The record is from RefSeq and is a predicted model, not a curated record. Gene Ontology annotation, cellular component: nucleolus; intracellular anatomical structure.